This is a messenger RNA of Gallus gallus (chicken), 513 nucleotides long. RefSeq names its product TOX high mobility group box family member 4-like. Gene Ontology annotation, biological process: regulation of transcription by RNA polymerase II. Gene Ontology annotation, cellular component: nucleus. Gene Ontology annotation, molecular function: chromatin DNA binding. The record is from RefSeq and is a predicted model, not a curated record. The transcript has 2 exons. Lineage: Eukaryota; Metazoa; Chordata; Aves; Galliformes; Phasianidae. Bases 62 to 340 code for a protein of 92 amino acids.
CUGGGGUUAAGGCCCCCCCAAUGGGGUUCAUACGCCCCCAAAUGGGGUUAAGACCCCCCAAAUGGGGUUAAGGCCCCCCCAAACAGUUCCCAGCCUUAAUUUUUUUGGGGGGGGGGUCCUUCAGGUGGCGGUGGAAUUGGUGGCCGAAUCCCCCCCGGCCCCCCCGGAAUCCCCCCGGCCGCGUUGCGUCCGCGUGGGCUGCGACCGCCCGCCCAUAGAGAGCAGCGAGUGGGACAGCGAGUACUGCAGCAGCGAGUGCGUCGUCAGGCACUGCCGGGACGUCUUCCUGGCCUGGUUGGCCGCCCGCAACGCCAACAACAACGUCGUUUUCGUCAAAUAACACCGAAUUCACCCCAAAAUUCGCCUCUUUCGCCCCCUCCUUCCCCCCCUUCCCACCCCCCGUUCCAUUUUUGGGGCAAAUCGGAGCGAUUUCCGUUCAAAACAAACCAAAAAAAACCAACGGAAAAAGAGCAAAUUUGGGUCAUUUCUAUUAAAAUCCAACCGAAAAAAAAA